Gossypium arboreum is the source of this 1442-nucleotide messenger RNA. RefSeq lists its product as uncharacterized. Gene Ontology annotation, molecular function: protein binding. The coding region runs from base 122 to 769 and encodes 215 amino acids. The record is from RefSeq and is a predicted model, not a curated record. The transcript is spliced from 2 exons. Lineage: Eukaryota; Viridiplantae; Streptophyta; Magnoliopsida; Malvales; Malvaceae.
AGGGUUGCGCCACUGAAAAAAAAAAAAAAGAACAUCCAAGGCAUCCUAUUUCUUCUUCUCCGAAAAACCUAUCCUUGUGACUCUUUUCAUUUGUCUUUCAACUUUCAAUCCCGGAAAAACCAUGCUCCACCCUAACCAUAAACCUACCAUCAAAUUCCUCUGCAGUUACCGCGGUAAAAUCCUUCCUCGUUAUCCUGACCGUAAACUCUGUUAUCAUGGUGGCGAAACCCGUGUACUCGUCGUUGAUCGCUCUAUUUCCUUCUCCGAGUUGUCGUUGAAGAUGGGGGAGAUGUGUGGAACAUCGGUGAGUUUACGUUGCCAGUUGCCAACAGAAGACUUGGACGCGCUGGUUUCGAUUACUUCCGGUGAAGAACUCGCCUACCUCAUCGAGGAAUACGAUCGGUUGGCAUCGCCUGCAUCCUUUUUAAAGAUACGAGCUUUCCUUGGGAUGCCAAAAUCAACCACAAAAUCAAUUUCUCUAUCAUCCUCGUCCUUAACGUUAUCAUCCACUUCAUCUUCAAAUUCAUCUUCAUCGUCAUCAACUCCCCGGUCUUCCUGCGUACGUCAUAUCCCCAGGACUCCCCCCGUCGCUUUCCCUCCUUGCUCCUCCAAGAAAUCAACCACAAACAAUAUUCCUUGCUAUGGUUAUCUAGUUCAUCAUGGCAACCAUAUUCAGAUUUACGUUAGAACUGGAAACACUGGCAAUUGCAAUAGCAGGAACCAGCAUCAUAAACUGUUUACCUAUUUUGAAUUGGCGAAGAUCAAUUAGAAGAGUUUUAUCCAUUGAAGAAGAAGAACCAAAAAACGCUAAUCUUUAUGAUGUAUUUGAAACUGUAGAUAGUUUAAUGUCUGCUUUUGAUGGCUAGUAAUGAAAUUUUCACCAGUUUUGUUUUGGAUUGCAUCCCAAAAAACCCAAUUUUUAUUUAUUUAUGGGGAGUUGUUUUUUUUUUUCAUGUAAUGUUUAUUGUCUGGUUCACUCAACCUCACAGUUUGCUUAAGCUUCCCCAAUUUGUUUGUUUUUUUUUUUUUAGUUCAAUUCGUUCAAGUGCCAUUGAAAAACAGCUUCAAGAUAUUGCAUGUCACGUUCCUUUCCCUUGUCCCACGCGUGUGGAACUUUAUUUUUUCCUGACUUCUUUUGAUUUUAAUUGUCAACUUUCCUAUUAUAUUUUUGAAUACUUGGAAUGGUUUUGUUUGAUUGUGAUUCCGUUGCUUUGAUUUAUGAUUUUGCAGGUCAAUUAAGAUAUUAAUUUGGGGCUGAAUGAAUGAACACCAACACGCUUUGAAUGAUUUGAGGUAUAUACAUAGCGAUGGGUGAAGGGAAGCUAAGUUGCUUUUACUUUAUAAAUUCUCCUUUUUGGGUGUCUUAUUACUACUUUGUAGAUAUAAGUUUAUCUAUAUUUUCUUAUAUAUCUAAAAUUUUAUUCACUUGUUCUUUAAAACAA